UUUGGCUCCAGGGCUUUGGAGAGGAAGAACUGAGGGAAGAGGAACUUGUUGAGAUUCAAGCUUUCCAGUCAUGGCGCGCGGUAUCAUCAAGCACCUGAAGCGCAUGUAUGCGCCCAAGCAGUGGAUGCUGGACAAGCUCCGCGGACGAUGGGCGCCCAAGCCCAAUGCCGGUCCCCACAAGCUGCGGGAGUGUCUUCCUCUCAUCGUGAUGCUGCGACAGCGGUUGAAGUAUGCGCUGACCUACCGUGAGGUGAAGAUGAUCGUCAUGCAGCGAUUCAUCAAGGUGGAUGGGAAGGUCCGAAGCGACAUGUUCUACCCUGCGGGCUUCAUGGAUGUGGUCCAGAUCGAGAAGACCAAGGAGAACUUCCGCCUGCUUUACAACACCAAGGGCCGCUUUAUCCUGCACAAGGUGGCCAAGGAAGAGGCGAAUUACAAGCUCUGCCGGGUCAAGAAGGUGAUGCGAGGCCCCCGCGGGGUGCCUUAUGCGGUGACCCACGACGGACGUACCAUCCGCUACCCGGACCCUGACGUGAAGGCUCACGACACGGUGCGGUUGGACCUAGAGACAGGUAAGAUCCUGGACCACGUGAAGUUCGAGCCCGGCAACGUGGUCAUGAUCAGUGGCGGAAACAACAUUGGUCGUGUGGGAGUGAUCACCCACGAAGAGAAGCACCCGGGCUCCUUUGAGAUGGUGCACGUGAAGGACGCCGUGGGACACAGCUUCAACACCCGGCUGGAGAACGUCUUCGUCAUUGGCCAAGGCAACAAGCCUUGGAUCUCCCUGCCCAAGGGCAACGGGAUCAAGCUUAGCAUUGUGGAGGACCGAGCUGCGCGAAUGAAGUGAGCCGUCUCUUCGACGCCGCGAAAACUGGAAAGUGACCGUUUUGCUGAAAGCCCUUGGAGGAAAAAGGGAUCGAAGUGUUUUUCUUUCACGGAAAA
Durusdinium trenchii is the source of this 939-nucleotide messenger RNA. Lineage: Eukaryota; Dinophyceae; Suessiales; Symbiodiniaceae. The record is from the annotation of a GenBank genome assembly.